GCUGUACAAGGAAAUUAAAUUCAUUUACUCUUUUGUGAAAUUUUUAUUGGACUCUGGUGUCUGCAGCUGCUAUGUCUAUGAUUGUGGAUUUAUACUGAGACAUAAUUUCUAAAAGUGGGGUGAAUCUGUGUGUGCAGGGCAACGAUAUCAGCCACAGAGGGCAACAAUUAAGAAUUCCUAGCAUCAUGACCAAGUGUUCACAGCUGCCACAGAGCACCUUGAAAAUGACCAGGAAGAUCUUCACCAACACCAGGGAGCGAUGGAGGCAGCAAAAUGUCAACAGCGCCUUUGCCAAGCUGAGGAAACUUAUUCCCACCCAUCCACCAGACAAAAAACUGAGCAAGAAUGAGACACUACGGCUAGCUAUGAGAUACAUCAACUUCCUUGUCAAGGUGCUGGGAGAGCCAGGCCUGCAGCAGACAGCAGUGGCAGCACGAGGCAGCAUCCUGGGAUUCUUCCAGCAAGCCCCAUGCUUGCAGAGUAUGGAGGAGCUAACUCUCAUUGAAAGCUGUGGUGCCUCUUCUCCUAGCAUGAGCAGCAACAUUGCAGAAUGCUGGUCAGAGACUUCAUCUCCUUAGCAGAGAACGAGAGACGCUGUCUUGGUGUUAGUCUGAUAGUCACUAUCUUUGUGGGUUGCCUGUCUAUGUACAAUGAUGAUUUAUUUGUAUUUAUUACUGCUUUAUUUAAGUUUCCAUUUAAUGGCAAAGGAAUUCCUUGGUCAGCUAGCAAUUGAAAGAGCAAUUGAAAGAGGUCAUGCU
Molecule: messenger RNA, 758 nt
Organism: Lagopus leucura (white-tailed ptarmigan)
Lineage: Eukaryota; Metazoa; Chordata; Aves; Galliformes; Phasianidae
Gene: TAL2
Product: TAL bHLH transcription factor 2
Exons: 2
Coding region: 186-578 (130 amino acids)
Biological process (GO): regulation of transcription by RNA polymerase II
Molecular function (GO): RNA polymerase II cis-regulatory region sequence-specific DNA binding; DNA-binding transcription factor activity, RNA polymerase II-specific; protein dimerization activity
Source: RefSeq, a predicted model, not a curated record